AUGGCUCAGAGAGUUUUCUCAUCAACCCUUUCGGCCUCCUCUACAGCGAAAUACAGGGCGAGCAGCCUUGUCAAAGUUGGAGCAAAUGGAUCCGUCAAGCAUCACGGUGUUACGAACGGCUUAUUUGGUAUCAACGACGCGGGCUUCAUCAUUCACAGCGCGAUCCAUCGUGCUCGACCGGACAUCCAGAGUGUCAUGCACUGCCACUACCUCUCGGCUGUGGGCGUUUCGUCUCUCAAGCAGGGCUUUCUCGAGCUCGCCCAGACAAGUCAUCAGGUUGGACCUAUAGCGUAUCACGACUAUCAAGGUGUGGUCGUCGAUCGCAAUGAGCAGAAGAGCUUAGCAGAGGAUAUGGGGGAUAAGAACAUCAUGUUCUUGCGCAACCACGGCGUCAUCACUGCGGGCCCUUCAGCCGGCGCUGCCUGGUAUCUAAUGUACCAACUACUUGCGGCAACUGACAUUCAGUCCCAUGUUUCUGCGUGCGCAUUGGGAGACGCCCAGAACCUCAAUAUUCCCAGCGACCAGACCAUGAAGAAGACCUACGAAGUAAUGCAUGAGAAGGGCUUCUCAGGUGCCGCCUAUGGAUCUAAGGAGUUGGCUGCCUACAUGCGGGUGCUGGACAAGAUUGAUGCGUCCUACAGGACUUGA
Penicillium brasilianum is the source of this 648-nucleotide messenger RNA. Lineage: Eukaryota; Fungi; Ascomycota; Eurotiomycetes; Eurotiales; Aspergillaceae. The record is from the annotation of a GenBank genome assembly.